AUGUCUAUGUCACUGGAGCAUGAUUACAUAGGCUUAUCAGAGUCUGCUUCUUCAAUGGAAAGCUCUGACAAGUCUGCUGAGAGGGACAGAGGGACUGCUCUGAACCUCAAAGCCACUGAGCUGAGGCUGGGCUUGCCAGGCUCUGAGUCCCCAGAGAGGGAUGGUGGUGGUGGGUUAGUGGAGGAUAAGACUGGGUACUCAGUAUGUGUGGUUAAAGGCUUGGUCUCUGGGGCCAAGAGGGGCUUCUCUGACGCCAUUGAUGGAGCUUCCGGGAAGUGGAUUUUCUCUGGGAGUGGUGGAUCUGAGGUUGAUAUGGGUAAAGGUGGUAACUUGCUCUCUCCCAGAGGUGUUAAUGGUGGGAAAGCUCUUGCUGGGUCUGACUCUAACAACCAACCAACAAGUUUAGCUGUCUCAGCCGUGAAAGAUGGUGCACAACAGUCUCCAAAGCCAUUGCAUGAGAAGAAGCCCCAGGUUUCUGCUUCUGCAGCAAAGGCACAGGUUGUAGGAUGGCCACCAAUUCGUUCUUUCAGGAAGAAUUCAAUGGCUUCCGUUCCUCCAAAAAAUGAUGAUGAUGCAGAAGGCAAGAUGGGACCAGGGUGUCUUUACGUUAAAGUCAGCAUGGAUGGUGCACCAUACCUGAGGAAAGUCGAUCUCAAAACAUAUGGCAGCUAUGUGGAGUUAUCUUUGGCUCUGGAAAAGAUGUUUAGCUGCUUUACAAUUGGUCAAUGUGGCUCACAUGGAGUUUCAAGAGAUGGACUGAGCGAGAGCCGGUUAAUGGAUCUCCUAAAUGGUGCUGAAUAUGUCCUCACCUACGAAGAUAAGGAUGGAGAUUGGAUGCUAGUUGGUGAUGUUCCGUGGGAAAUGUUCACUGACACAUGCAAGAGGAUGAGGAUCAUGAAGAGUUCAGAGGCCAUAGGGCUAGCUCCGAGGGCCGUGCAGAAGUGCAAAAAAAGUAAUUAG
Messenger RNA from Prunus armeniaca (apricot), 960 nucleotides. NCBI's taxonomy places the organism in Eukaryota, Viridiplantae, Streptophyta, Magnoliopsida, Rosales, Rosaceae. The record is from the annotation of a GenBank genome assembly.